Messenger RNA from Gasterosteus aculeatus aculeatus (three-spined stickleback), 2495 nucleotides. RefSeq names its product protein regulator of cytokinesis 1b (gene prc1b). Lineage: Eukaryota; Metazoa; Chordata; Actinopteri; Perciformes; Gasterosteidae. Gene Ontology annotation, molecular function: microtubule binding. Gene Ontology annotation, cellular component: cytoplasm; spindle; mitotic spindle midzone. The record is from RefSeq and is a predicted model, not a curated record. Gene Ontology annotation, biological process: microtubule cytoskeleton organization; mitotic spindle midzone assembly.
CGCAUUUUGAACUGCGUACAAACGGACGCGGACCGCGAGAGCAGAGUGAGGGGACGCGCCGGCGGCUCUACGGCAGGUUUUCACUUGUUUUAAACUCUCACAGCGGCCAUCGAGGCAGAGUGGGAUCUAACGAUGAGAAAGAGCGAGGUGCUCGCAUCGGAGGCCGUGACGUGCCUGAACAAAGCGCUGUGCCACCUGAAGGACAUCUGGGAGGAGAUCGGCAUCCCGGAGGACCAGAGACUGCAGAGGACCAAUGUCGUCAAGAACCACAUCAAGAGUUUGCUAGAAAUGAUGAUUAAAGAGGAGGAAUCUCUGAAGACGAGGCUCAUUAGCAGCAUUCAGAGCUGCAGGACAGAAAAGGAGCAACUCUUCCUGGAGCUUCAGCUGCCGGUGUUUGAGGAGGAGACCGGCAUCACCAUGCUGCAGCAGGAGAAGAACAUCCGCACGCAGGUGGGGGCUCUGCUGAAGGAGAAGGCCCAGCGGAUGCAGCAGCUGAAGGAUCUGCUGGAGCAGGACCAGGACCUGUGCGACAUCCUGUGCUCGGCGCCGUACGGCAUCCAGCCGGACUCGGUCCCCACGCCGGAGCAGCUGCAGAGCUUCAGCCAGCACAUCGCCAACCAGAACGCCGAGAAGGCCCGGCGGUACGCCGAGUUCAUGGACCUCAAGCGGCGGAUCAUCGUGUACAUGGGAGAGCUGGACCACGUCCCCGAGACCAGCUUCGAGAAGGACGUCGUCUGCGAGGACGAGGACUCUUUUUGCCUCUCAGGAGACAACAUCAUGUCUCUCAAACUGCUGGUUUCCCAGCUGGAGGAGCAGAAGGCGGAGAACGAGGCGAGGUGCGAGGCCCACCGGCAGCAGAUCCAGCGGCUGUGGGGCCGACUGGACGUUCCUCGGGAGGAGCGGGAGGCCUUCGGCGAGCACAUGGUCGCGUCCAGGAGGAGGAACCUGGAAGCGCUACGGGCAGAAGUUCAGCGCCUGGAGGAGCUGAAGCUGCUGAACAUCCGCAACGUGACGGACGCCAUCCGCGCCGAGAUCGCCGCGUUCUGGGAGAAGUGCUUCCUCAGCACCGACCAGCGGGAGGCCUUCGCUCCCUACUUCAGCGAGGUCUUCACCGAGGAGCUGCUGAGUCUGCAUGAGGCUGAGCUCCAGCGCCUGAAGCAGCACCACGAGGACCACCGGGAGCUCUUUGAAGGCGUCCACCAGUGGGAGGACAGCUGGAGGCUCUUCCUGCAGCUGGAGAAAAAAGCCAACGAUCCGACGAGGUUCACCAACCGAGGGGGGAAUCUCCUCAAAGAGGAGAAGCAGAGGUCCGAGCUGCACAAGAGUCUUCCCAAACUUGAAAAGAAGCUGAAGGCCCAGAUGGACGCGUGGGAGAGCGAACAGGGCCGCGAGUUCCUGGUGAAGGGGGAGAAGUUCCUGGUGUACGUGGAGGAGCAGUGGGAGCUGCACCGAGUAGACAAAGAGAAGGAGAAACUAGAGCGGCAUCUGAAGAAGAGCAAGCAGACGGAGGAGGACAUGCUGUACGGGACGGCGGUGCGGACCCCCACCAAGCGCAGACUCCUCGGCACUCCGACGCCGACCAAGAGCCGAAAGUUUAACGCGACCUCAAGCAUCUCCAGCGCCGCCUCCAACAGCACCAGCCGCUCCGUCUACGGAGGAACGCUCUGCCGCUCGCCCGCGCCCCGCCCCCCUCUGUCGGCUAACAAGGCUCCGGCGUCGCGGACCCCCGGCGGCGGCAGACCGCACAACCCUCGGCUGCAGGGCUGCAACAAGGAGAACGAGGCCCAGCUGAAGGGGGGGGCUCUGAGCGGUGCGUUGCUGACCCCCGCUAGUCCCCAGCGCAGCUUCAGCGUGGCGUCCGUAGCCAGCACGUAUUCCGAGUUUGUGCGAGACCUUUCCAAGGCCUCCAACGCCAAGAUCCAGCACGACAUCCUGAACUCCACCACCUCUAACCUCUGACCUCUCCGCCCGAGCCGCCUCUCACAGCCGCACGCUUUAAUGAGUAGAUGAAGGUAAUAAUAUAUAAAGUGUUAAGUCGGUGGAUGAACACGGACUCUGAUCAAUUAAACUCACACUACUUUAGCUCUCAACAUGUUGCCAGUUAUCAAGAUGUAAAUUAACGUUUGCAUUUCGUACCGCACCUUUUUUUUUUUUUGUAAAGAAACGAAAGAAAUUCUGUUUUUCUGAUGUUCUGCAAUCCAGGGUUACAAGGCCAAAUGUAUUGAGAAUGUUUUGCACUUUUUUUAGAAAAAAAUCUAUAUUUGCAGCGCAUCGUGAAACAUUAAACACGCUCUCACUGUUCCAUCCAAAUGUGGGUCUUUUGUGGGGUUUUAUACACAUUUAUGUAUCUUUGUAGAUAUUUCUGCGUCCGCUGUUCCCUUCACAAUAACCAACAGGAGUGAUUAAACAACGCUCGAUAUCGGAGCUGUUUGAAUUUAGUCAACACUCUACCAUGGCUGAUUAUGGAAAAUAUAAUAAAUGUAUUUUCACUUUAA